Molecule: messenger RNA, 3260 nt
Organism: Aspergillus melleus
Lineage: Eukaryota; Fungi; Ascomycota; Eurotiomycetes; Eurotiales; Aspergillaceae
Product: GMC family oxidoreductase
Exons: 2
Coding region: 1080-2708 (542 amino acids)
Molecular function (GO): flavin adenine dinucleotide binding; oxidoreductase activity, acting on CH-OH group of donors
Source: RefSeq, a predicted model, not a curated record
AAAAAAAAAAAAAAAAAAAAAAAAGGAAGGCAAAAACAAGAAACAAGAACCUCAGGCUUCUCUCCCUCACCGCCAUCCCAUUUGGAGACAGUUUCCAUCCUCCGCCGAUCUUCUACUUCUCCUACUACACAAUAACUCGUGCCUACGGAGUACUGAGUACGGCAUUCAUCUUCUUGUGUCCUCGGGGACGGUAUUGGACGAUAACGCCGAUUUGAUUGAUUCCCGAUCCCCUCCAAUCGGCCUGUCUGCCAUUCACUUACCCAGUCAGGUAUACGAAUCCUCAAACUCUCGUCGACUCAAAGAAGGUCAAAGGCUCCCUCCGCGGUGAAUCUCCGUUUAACCAGUAUUUUAGUGGGAUCGUGGCGCCGGUUAGCGCCUGGGAGUGACGUCGUGAUACUACUUUUUCGAAUUAGGCACGCGAGGUUGAUAAGAACCAGCCAUCUUUGGGCCCAGAACCCCCGAGUCCUGGGUAAACUCGGAGCUCCUACCUCUCUUCGCCGUAAACCUGCCAGCCCAGAGGAACCCGGAGCAGAGAUCCUAUCAUCCUACCGUCUUGGAAGGAGAGACAAAUACGGAGUAGGGAAGACGGUAUCAGACCAUAACUACUCCGUACGUCCAUGGUCCACACGGAACUCAUGCAGGAUUAUCUAUUAUCUAAUACGUUGACUCGGACCCACUAAAUGGAGAAUGUUUCCAUGUCUUGGCCAGUCAGGGAUCGUACUUUUUUGGUGCCUUUUCUCGAGGUGGGGAACCUGGGAGCGCGGCAGAAAAAAAAGUCGAGGAAAAAGAGAUGGAGAUGUCUUGUGUUGAGGAACAGCCGUGGACGAGGGAAAAAAAAAAAUGGGCUGAUGGUUGGCCGAACGGCCGAACCGGCAAAGGUAUCACCGCAACUUUUUAUCCCAGUCGGCAGACUUUUUGGCUGGAUUUAAAGAGGCGCUCUUUUUUUCCUUUCCUUUUCUUUUUCUUGACUUUCCAUUCCACCCCACCCUUUGUUCUCUCUAUCUCCCUCCUCUUUCUUCCUCUACAUUCUCCUCCCUUCUCCAUUCCCCCUUCCUUCUGACCUCAAACUUUUCGUUAUCAUGGCCACCACGAACGAGUUCCCCGCCAGCGACGUGAACAGCUAUGACUAUGUCAUCGUUGGAGGUGGCACGGCGGGCUGUGUUAUCGCCAGUCGAUUGGCCGAGUACCUGCCUAACAAGCGCAUCUUGGUUAUUGAAGGUGGUCCCAGUGAUUUCAACGACGAUCGCGUCCUCAACCUGAGAGAAUGGUUGAACUUGCUGGGAGGCGAGUUGGACUACGAUUAUGGUACCACCGAACAGCCUAUGGGUAACAGCCAUAUCCGCCACUCUCGUGCCAAGGUGCUGGGCGGUUGCUCUAGCCACAACACCCUCAUCUCCUUCCGUCCUUUCGAGUAUGACUGCAAGAGAUGGGAGCAGCAAGGCUGCAAGGGCUGGUCUUUCGGAACUUUCACCCGCGUGCUUGACAACCUGCGCAACACCGUCCAGCCUGUCCACGACCGCCACCGCAACCAGCUGUGCAAGGACUGGAUCGAAUCUUGCUCGACUGCCAUGAACAUUCCCAUCAUCCCCGAUUUCAACCGGGAGAUCCGUCUCAACGGCGAGUUGACCGAGGGUGUCGGAUUCUUCAACGUCUCCUACAACCCCGACGACGGCCGUCGCAGCAGCGCCAGUGUCGCUUACAUUCACCCUAUUCUGCGCGGGGAGGAGAAGCGCCCCAACCUGACCAUCCUCACCAACGCCUGGGUGUCUCGCGUGAACGUUAGUGACGACACCGUCACCGGAGUUGACGUGAUUCUGCAGUCCGGAGCCAAACACACCUUGUGCCCCAAGAAGGAAACGAUUCUGUGCGCCGGUGCCGUCGACACCCCCCGACUGAUGCUGCUGUCCGGAUUGGGUCCCCAGGAGCAACUCCGCUCGCUGGGUAUUCCCGUCGUUAAGGACAUCCCCGGUGUCGGUGAGAACCUUCUCGACCACCCCGAGAGUAUCAUUCUUUGGGAGCUCAACCAGCCUGUUCCUCCCAACCAGACGACCAUGGACUCGGACGCCGGUAUCUUCUUGCGCCGAGAGCUUCCCAAUGCCGCCGGCACCGAUGGUCGCGCCGCCGAUGUCAUGAUGCACUGCUAUCAGAUCCCCUUCUGCCUCAACACCGAGCGUCUGGGAUAUGACUCCCCCACCAAUGCUUUCUGCAUGACCCCCAACAUCCCCCGUCCCCGCUCUCGUGGUCGCCUGUACUUGACCUCCGCCGACCCCCAGGUUAAGCCCGCCUUGGACUUCCGUUACUUCACCGACGCUGAGGGCUACGAUGCCGCCACCAUUGUCGCUGGCUUCAAGGCUGCCCGUGAGAUCGCCAAGAAGGCGCCCUUCAAGGACUGGAUCAAGCGUGAAGUUGCUCCCGGCCCCAAGAUUCAAACCGACGAGGAGCUGUCCGAGUACGGUCGUCGGGUCGCGCACACCGUCUACCACCCUGCCGGUACCACCAAGAUGGGUGAUGUGACCUCCGACCCCUUGGCCGUGGUGAACUCCCAGCUCAAGGUCCGUGGCUUGAAGGGUAUCCGCGUCGCUGAUGCCGGUGUCUUCCCCGAAAUGCCCAGCAUCAACCCCAUGUUGACUGUCCUGGCCAUUGGCGAGCGUGCUGCCGAGUUGAUCGCCGAAGAGGCCGGAUGGAAGCGCGAGCAGCCCCGUCUGUAAAUGCCCCUUUCAUUAUGGACCGUUUACUUGACACUUUGCUUUCUUGUCUUUCGAACAUCCCAUCAUGGAAGGGACUUGAAUAUUCGACAAGAGUUGGGGCAUGAGCGGCUUCAGCCUGGAGCCUAGAAAAAAAUUACAAAAUAAAUGAUGGGGCGGAAAUGUCUGCGCGUAACUUCAUGCAGGUCUGCAUGACGUGUGCAACAACAUCAGCCUUACGACCGUACAUGAUUCAUGACACCAAAUGAACAACCAACCCAUGCGUUUGGCAAAAGACAAAGAAAAGAAGAUAUUCUCGCUCUUGUGUACCUAUUAUCUGUGGCGGUUGUCUCUCUUCGGGUGGUUGUCAGUGAUUGCUUGUUGCCCGGCGCAUGGUUUUGUACAGUUCCAUACAAUCAUGAAAAUGAGUUUGUUGGAUGUGCAGAUGGCUUUGCUAUUGUAAAACAUUGACGUAUAUAUAGAGAGAGAGAACAGAUAGACUGAAAUGAAAGAAAUGGCAUGGAAGUUAGCAGUCAUCAAUAUGAGGUCUUGGAACCUCGAUGUCCAUGAAAUAAA